AUAGUAUCAGAAUUUCGUCUAGCAAAGGUCAACGCCAGACGCUCUGAAGCUAGCAGAAAUGUUAAUCUUCAGAAACGGUCAGCUUCCAGUACAAACGUUUCGCUAGUGGUCAACAGACAUACUAAAGAUACUUCGUUUGAUACGGUUUAAAGUUGAUAAUGGUUCUCACGCGAGUUAUUUGUCUUACAUUUCUUGUAAGCGGACUUUUAAGUGUAGCAGCCAUUGCGCAUUCCAAAGUGUCAUUUCUGAAGCUAUCAACAUGCCAAGAAUUCGACAUAGACUCGUCAGAAUGUCAGCAUUACUUCCCGAUUGAUGUCUUUAAAAACAACAUAUCGAGUGAAUACAAACUCCAUUUAACAUUUUAUGUAAUGACGACCAAUGAUGCUAAUAUUGUGCUUACGAAUGGGAAGAAUCGAGGCACUGUUCGGUACACUGCUGUUGUUGGUGGUGCAGCUAAUACAUACUCGUGGCUUAGAAAUACGAAUGAUACCACAGUGGGAUUAGACAGUCAUAAAACCGGAAUACUAUCACCUCUUUGGCCAGCUCCCAUUGUUGUCCGCCAAAAAUAUAAUGGACAGCUAUCGGUGGCAAUUCCUGGCGUCAUAGAUCCUCUUCUGAGAGCUGAUGCUUCCGAUUUGGAAGUGAAAUCAGUCUGUCUUUAUGCAUGGAAAGCUGCAAGUCGAUGGUUUUAUAAUUGCAAUGAAGAUGCUGAGUAUACAUCGCCAGAUGGCUACACAUGCGUCAAGAUUUAAUGAUGAAACAGAUGAAAGAUAUCAAUAUGAAGUGGAUGUGAAAUGAGAAAAUUUUAUUUAAUAAAUAUAAUCAAAUUUGAGUA
This is a messenger RNA of Hermetia illucens (black soldier fly), 835 nucleotides long. RefSeq lists its product as uncharacterized. The record is from RefSeq and is a predicted model, not a curated record. The transcript has 4 exons. The coding region runs from base 159 to 752 and encodes 197 amino acids. Lineage: Eukaryota; Metazoa; Arthropoda; Insecta; Diptera; Stratiomyidae.